Molecule: messenger RNA, 1670 nt
Organism: Punica granatum (pomegranate)
Lineage: Eukaryota; Viridiplantae; Streptophyta; Magnoliopsida; Myrtales; Lythraceae
Source: RefSeq, a predicted model, not a curated record
AACCUCAGUACUACUCCUCCUUGUCCACUCUCUCUCUUCAUCAGUUCCUUCCUUCGCAGGAAAAUAUAUAUCCCGAGGCUUAGGUUCCCUCAAAACCCGGCAAGAUGAGAGAGAUCCUCCAUGUUCAGGCCGGCCAAUGCGGGAACCAGAUCGGCGGCAAGUUCUGGGAGGUCGUGUGCGACGAGCACGGAAUCAAUGCCUCAGGGAAUUAUGUCGGGGACUCUCCCGUCCAGCUUGAAAGGGUGAACGUCUACUACAACGAGGCGAGUGGCGGCAGGUACGUCCCCAGGGCAGUCCUCAUGGACCUCGAGCCUGGAACGAUGGAUAGCCUGCGUACUGGACCAUUCGGGAGGAUAUUCCGGCCAGACAACUUCGUGUUUGGGCAGAACGGGGCAGGGAACAACUGGGCCAAAGGGCAUUACACUGAAGGCGCCGAGCUGAUCGAUUCUGUUCUCGACGUUGUGCGUAAGGAGGCUGAGAAUUGUGACUGCUUGCAAGGGUUCCAGAUAUGCCACUCGCUGGGAGGCGGGACGGGUUCUGGAAUGGGGACUCUGCUGAUAUCGAAGAUAAGAGAAGAGUAUCCGGACCGGAUGAUGAUGACCUUCUCCGUCUUCCCAUCCCCGAAGGUCUCCGACACGGUGGUGGAGCCCUAUAAUGCCACUCUCUCUGUCCACCAGCUCGUCGAGAAUGCUGAUGAGUGCAUGGUCCUCGACAACGAGGCGCUCUACGACAUCUGCUUCCGCACCCUCAAGCUCGUCAAUCCCAGUUUUGGUGACCUCAACCACUUGAUCUCGACGACCAUGAGCGGGGUCACGUGCUGCCUCCGCUUCCCGGGGCAGCUCAACUCCGACCUGCGGAAACUCGCCGUGAACCUCAUCCCCUUCCCCCGCCUCCACUUCUUUAUGGUCGGGUUCGCACCCCUGACCUCCCGCGGUUCCCAGCAGUACCGGGCCCUGACAAUUCCUGAGCUGACCCAGCAAAUGUGGGAUGCCAAGAACAUGAUGUGCGCUGCAGACCCGAGGCACGGGCGCUACCUGACGGCCUCAGCCAUGUUCCGGGGCCGCACAAUGAGCACCAAGGAGGUGGACGAGCAGAUGCUCAAUGUCCAGAACAAGAACUCCUCCUACUUUGUGGAAUGGAUCCCCAACAACGUGAAGUCGAGCGUGUGCAGCGUGGCCCCCAAGGGGCUGACCAUGUCCUCGACAUUCGUCGGGAACUCGACCUCGAUCCAGGAGAUGUUCAGGCGCGUGAGUGAGCAGUUCACGGUCAUGUUCCGGAGGAAGGCUUUCUUGCACUGGUACACCGGGGAAGGGAUGGACGAGAUGGAGUUCACCGAGGCCGAGAGCAACAUGAACGACCUCGUGUCCGAGUACCAGCAGUACCAGGACGCUGCAGCCGACGAAGAAGAGGACUACGAUGAGGAUGCGGAAGAGGAGUAAUUGCCAUGUGUUUGCGGGCGAUGAUCAUGUGAUGUAUGUAAAAAACGUUUGAUAUUGAGGUUUGGUCAUAAGCUGGGAGCUUUGCGCUCUCAUGGGAAAUGAUUAUUUGGAAUGCUUUUCUUGUUGGGUUUAUUCUUAUAAAUUGGGUGAGAUUUGUAUUUUUGGUGAAAAUGUGUAUACAUAUAUUGCUAAAGCUAUGUUUUAUGCUCGAUUGAUGCACACUUUCGGCCC